Mollisia scopiformis is the source of this 2600-nucleotide messenger RNA. RefSeq lists its product as uncharacterized. The coding region runs from base 146 to 2374 and encodes 742 amino acids. Lineage: Eukaryota; Fungi; Ascomycota; Leotiomycetes; Helotiales; Mollisiaceae. Gene Ontology annotation, molecular function: protein binding. The record is from RefSeq and is a predicted model, not a curated record. The transcript has 4 exons.
CCGAAAUUAUUUCGAUUCACUUGUGAUCCAGCCUCGUACCUUGUCAUUCGUUCCACGCCUUCUUCUCCCUCAAAUUGUUGGAGAUUCUCCCUUCGCUGCAGGUCUUGCAUUCACUCUAGCAUGACCGGAUAGGAUCUCUGCAAGAAUGGCUCAGCCUUCGACUCCUACUACUGGACCCCCCUCCAUUUUUGGAACCUCAACGGACAACCGACUUGCUCCUGCGAACGUCCUGACCCCUGGCUCUGCCACUUCUUCCAAUAAUACCUUCCUGAUGCCCAAUUCCCCCGUCAAGGGUCGGCUGAGUAUGGAAGGCUAUCGCCCAAAGGUCACCAGGACUCUCGGACAGCGACCAGCCUGCUUGGUGAACGCUUCGGUCACCUACUGCGGAAACAACCAGAUCUAUGCCUUUGGUGGCUUCGAUCAAUAUACUGAUGAGGUCUACAACCAUGUCCUGAAGCUUGAUAUGAUUAGCCAUCAAUGGAGUCUUGUUGACAAUUACGGCGAUAUUCCAGGGGUUCGUAUGGGUCAUACUGCCACACUGCAUCAGGGCGAUAAGUUGCUUAUAUUCGGCGGCGAGAACGAACAUCGAACUUACCUCUCAGACCUCAUUAUCUUCGAUCUCAAGACUGCGCAUUGGACACAACCCGCUGUCACUGGCCCUAUCCCGAAAGGCCGUGCUAGACAUGCUGCGGUUCUACACGAAGACAAGCUGUUUAUCAUUGGGGGAAUCACUGGUCACAACAAUUAUGUCUUGGAUGAUAUCUGUUACUUGGACCUCAAGACUUUUACCUGGUCGCGAGCUUGGAGAUUUGUUGGCAGAUUCGACCAUUCCGCAUAUCUAUGGGGCGACCGAGUCUGGGUCUUUGGUGGAUUGAGUGAGGAUAUGGACAAGAUUGGCGAUAUCUGGUGGCUAGACUUGAAGGGUAGUCCUGCUUUCGAAUCACUUCCCAGCAUGGGCUCAAUGGAUCGUCAUUCAGCUCUCACUCGUAUGGGUGGUUCACCACGGCCAUCAUAUGCCAUGGCACCGCCUGCGGCUGUUGGGAGCUCUGGAUAUGCUGCAAAUUCAAGCAGUGCACAAGUCAAUCCACCUUCCUUUCAGCUCACCAGCACACCACCCAUUGCACCCGGUACCAUUUCUUCACUAAAGUUCGUAUCUGGUCCAAAUAUCCCAGCACAAGGCUCUGGCAUGCAUUUCCAUGUCUAUACAUCUGGAACUUUGCUGGACUUUGUCACUCCUGCUGCAACUAUUACUCCUCAAGAAUGCUCCUUGUCAUCCCUAGAGCUUGACACUCUACGCUGGCAGAAAUUGGCGGAGGGCCGAGAUAUAUUCAAGCCCGGAUACAGAUGGCAUUAUUGCACCAUGAACGAGGAUGGCACCAAGGCAUGGCUUCUGGGCUGUCCAACAGACCCCACUGCUACAGAUCUAGGACCAGGUGGCUUUGAAGAAUAUCUGAGCGAUAUUAUGGAAAUCGAUCUCCGUCGUUAUGGUAUCAUUGGAAACAACCUUACCCCACCCCCUCCUGUAGAUACAUCACGAAUGCUGCGAUCUGCUGAGCGCAUGGCCCCACAACCGUCGAAAGGUCUCGGAUCAGAUCUUGCAAAACUUUUCAAUCAAGCUCCAGAGAGUGGCAGUGGUACCGACUUCACAAUUACGGCUUUGAAAGAUGGCGAUUGGGAUGACGAUGAAUUGAUGAGUUCGUCAAUGCUGCGUAACGACGAAGAAAACCAACAGACGUGGCUCGAUUCGAAUGCCACCACAUCACCUCCGAUCCACGUUCACAAACUCAUUCUUCAAGCUCGAUGGCCCCAUUUCGCAAGACUGUACAGUGCUCAGAUGGCAGAAUUUCACACAAAGAAGAUGCACAUCCCAGAACCCUAUACUGUUGUCAAGGCAUUCCUCUAUUAUCUCUAUACGGAUAGUAUUCAGCCUGAAGACUGUGGCGCGUUGAGCGAUGUUGCAGGUCUACUGGUCAUGUCGAACAUAUACAACAUCCCUCAUCUUCGACUUCUUUGCGUCAAUCGUCUCUCGAAAGAAUUGGAUGUUGAGCAUGCCUGCAUCAUCUGGCACUGCGCCGGUAUUGCGAACGAAGAGUGGCUUCGUAGACGUGCUGCUAAUUUUUGCUUGAUGCACUGGGGCCGAGUUGUGCGUACACAGGGAUUCAUGAAGCUUCCUCGUCAAGCACUACUUGAGAUUAAUCAGGAGAUCGACACGGAAGGUCGGGUUGUAGGAGGAGAUGAGUUAGAGUACGUUGGCGGACUUGGUGGCUCUCGAUUCGGCUUCGGUGGUGCGGCUCGCAAGGCCAGCAUCAGCAGUAAUCAGACACAGCAAAUGGGAUCCGAGGUUGACGAGAACGAGGAAAUGGAAAUGAACUGACGAUGAACGCUGCCAUGUGCAUUAUGAGGUGCAAAUGGCGUUCUGGCUUGUAAAGGGUGGUGUUUGAUUGUACACCGGGGGCAAAUUCCGAUCAGAGACAGCGAUUGCAUUGCUUAGGCGUUCAACGAUUGGCAGAUAUGGAGUGGUUGCUUUGCCUUAUUAGUGAGAUACCUACAUAGUGAUCCGUCGAAUGGAUAUAUUACUUGCAGGCGUUUGUUCGCCAGGC